This is a messenger RNA of Macrobrachium nipponense, 1227 nucleotides long. RefSeq lists its product as uncharacterized. Lineage: Eukaryota; Metazoa; Arthropoda; Malacostraca; Decapoda; Palaemonidae. The record is from RefSeq and is a predicted model, not a curated record. The transcript is spliced from 8 exons. Bases 151 to 798 code for a protein of 215 amino acids.
GAAGACUCUUAUCACUUGUUGACAUCGACCUAUCCAGUCGAGGGAUGGAGGCUGAGCUGGAGGGAGGGAAAACGGGUUCUUGUUGGUUCGCUGGCCGGAACUCCUCGGAACAUCCUUAUCCUUGUCCUUGUUUGUAUUCAUCCCUUCGCAAUGAAGCUAACGGUUUUCUACCUCUUUGUUUAUCACCUAUCAACGCUCGGCUCGGCAACGUCAAGCUAUGAUUCCUGGGUAGCUGACCUCGAACCUGGGAUGAUCAUCAAAACAAUCUACGGAGAAGGGAAGACCUGUCACUGUAAAGUUCUUACCUCCACAUCUACCUCACCAGUCACCACUUCCACAACCACGACAUCCACUACAACCACGACAACUACAACCAAAAACCCACAACCUGUCGAUUUCUACGGCCAUGCUCCCUGUGAUGUUGACUUGGUAGUGACCCCGACCACUGACAUGCAUUGGAAAUCACCCAAUUACCCUUCGAACUACCCCGAUGGAGUCACUUGUAAUCUCACGGUCACGGUCCCCGCGGACAUGAAGUAUUCAGUCAUCAAAAUGACGCCUUCUGCCGACUCCUUGGUCUACGGGACUCCAUAUUGUCGCCACGACAAUUUGCAGUACAUCAGUUCGUUAGGAUCAGUUUCCAGGUACUGCCAGAGGCUGCAGGUGAUAACCGUGAUCUCAACCACGGACGUCCCCAAGAAGUUUUUCCUGCGAUUCGAGUCGACGUCUGCAGACGGCGGCAUGACGGAGAGAGGAUUCGAUUUCCAUAUCACAGCAGCAGUUAGCACGUAUGGCUGAAGACUGCUUGGCAUUACUUGACCUCGUGCAAGGAAGGGGAAUGCCUUGUUUAGCGAUGUAACUGAAAACCAACGAUAUCUAUCAAAGUUUAUUUAUUAAUUGUAGGGAUUCGGCGAAGGAAGCAAAAGAUUUUCGAUUUUCAUUUUAAAGUGUUGUUCAGUUAAGUAAACUGGUGUAAAAAUUUUGAACUUCAUGAAAAAAUGAGAGGUAAAGAAUUGUGAGGGUUUUGAGUUCAUUUAAGAGCCCAGGCGAAAAGGUUUUGAGUUUAUGGAAGCAUAGAUGCCAAAUGUUAUUGAAUUUAGAGGCAAAGAGUUUUCCAAACAAAAGCGCUAGCUACGUGGGUUUUCAGUUUACAUAAUUUGACUCGCAUUUACAUAUUAUUGUUAAUUGUUGUAUACUGCUAACAAUAAAAUGUUGAAAAAUUACAAA